This is a messenger RNA of Notothenia coriiceps (black rockcod), 1444 nucleotides long. Its product is annotated as glucosidase 2 subunit beta-like. Bases 81 to 1310 code for a protein of 409 amino acids. Gene Ontology annotation, biological process: double-strand break repair involved in meiotic recombination. The transcript is spliced from 6 exons. Lineage: Eukaryota; Metazoa; Chordata; Actinopteri; Perciformes; Nototheniidae. The record is from RefSeq and is a predicted model, not a curated record.
ACAACAAUGUUUCUCAGCCGGAGGAAUUUAAAAGAAAUGCCGGUAAUGAAGGCAACAAUAUUCAAAAGAACCAGGGGGAAAUGACUGCAGUGGAAUGUAACAGAUCACAAACAUGCACCGAUCAACUCCAGUUCUUCUUGGCAAUCUCUGAAGAGGGUGAUAAAUUUGCUUUGGAUGAGCAAAUGGUUGCAAGGGAGAAUUCUCAAUGUGAUUCAGAGAAAAAACAAGAAGCCAUCCAAGCAAGAAGCCGUCCAAGCAAUGUGAACAUGGCUGAUGUCAAGGAACUCCCUAAGGAGGCGGCAGCGGGGUUGCCAGCCAAAAAGAAGCGAAGGAUGGCAGGCAGUGUCACAGAACAGGAAGUGCCAGAUAUACAACUUGAGUCCAGUCACUGUGGAGGGCAAGACAGGGAGGAAACAGAAGUCCUCAUUACUGUCACUACCUCAGAUGGGACCAGUGCUGCAUGUGAUCCAAUGGGAGAGAGCUGUGAGGUUGAAGGUGUCAUAGCGCCUGGUCCAGAGCAAACUGCUGACACAAAGUCAGACCCGCCGCCGACAGAGGAGGAAAAGGAAGAGCUUUUGGAGAAUCCGGAUCAGCAGGAACCUGAGGGCAGCGCUGCUGAGAUUCCUGCUGAAAAACCUCAGGAACCCAUAGAAGACGGGGAAGAUGGGUCAGCAGCAGCAGAACACCAAAGUCUUGCCAUCACUUUAUACUCUAAUCCAACUCAAAAUGAGGAGAUUGAGAACGGGAAUGCGAUGGAGGCUGCCGUUCUGCAGGUGAAUAGUGACACCAGGACAAGUGAGAAGAAGGAGGAGCUGACUGGUGGUGCUGGGGACGGAGCGGAGGACGGAGCUGGGGACGGAGCUGGGGACGGGGCUGGGGAUGGAGCUGAGGCAGGUGCUUCACCCACAGACCCCCAGUCAGGAGGAUCGAACACUGUGAAGCUCUGCGAAGCUGCAGCGCUGCCUAGUGGCUCAGAGAGGAAAGACAGCGCGAGUGAUGGAACAAAGUGUGAUGGUGAUAAGGAACACAGUGCUGGAUCGACUGAGCCCCUUCAGACCUGGGACACCACCGACCCGUUUGGAUCUGGGUACCUGGAUUACGUUACUGACUCGCAGCUGAACACUAUCAGUCUGAGUGAGGUGGAUGUGAUGGAGGAAGAUCUUGGUUCUCCAGACCAUGAAGAUGCUACAGAGCUGAUCUGUGGGCUCAUCAGAGAACUCUCCUCUCUAAAUCGUAAGGUCAUGGCCACUCACAGAGAUCUGGAGAACCUGCGGCGUAGCAGUAAAACUUCAAGAAGCUCCAAACGUUGAGGAGGAAGUCCCUUCCACUAAGAUGUUCAUUGUUGACCCAUGGUUUGUGAGUAAUGAAGGUGUUUGAGUGUACAAAUGUUAAAAUGUAUCACUGUUUACUGUGUUUUUGUAUAACUGACAGCUGGAUUGUUACG